This is a messenger RNA of Bufo bufo (common toad), 480 nucleotides long. Its product is annotated as regenerating islet-derived protein 4-like. Gene Ontology annotation, molecular function: signaling receptor activity. The record is from RefSeq and is a predicted model, not a curated record. The transcript is spliced from 5 exons. Bases 1 to 480 code for a protein of 159 amino acids. NCBI's taxonomy places the organism in Eukaryota, Metazoa, Chordata, Amphibia, Anura, Bufonidae.
AUGUCAUCUACCUUAUGGUUUGCCCUCCUGGGCUGUUUGACGCUUGGGGUGUCUCUGUCAGAAGGGGCACCACGUUCUUCAUGUCCUCCUGGAUGGUUUUUCUACAAAGCUAACUGCUAUGGCUACUUCCGGUUCAGACUGCCCUGGUCUGAAGCUGAGUUUGAGUGUGUCAGUUAUGGACAUGGUGCACAUUUGGCUUCCAUCAUAGAUGAUGCAGAAGCCUCCAUUAUUGCAAGCCAUGUAGCUGCUUACAGCCCAAAUGUACCUAUCUGGACAGGACUUCAUGACCCUGACGAGAUCCGUCGCUGGAAAUGGAAUGAUGGAUCAAUGUAUAAUUAUCGUGCUUGGAAGAGUGGAGAGCCUAAUAACCUGAACGGUGUGGAGUACUGUGGGGAGCUGACCAUAGAAACAAAGUUCCGCCAGUGGAAUGAUGCGCCAUGUCAAAAGCAAAACCACUUUGUGUGCAAAUACAAACCGUAA